This is a messenger RNA of Lytechinus variegatus (green sea urchin), 1881 nucleotides long. RefSeq lists its product as uncharacterized. NCBI's taxonomy places the organism in Eukaryota, Metazoa, Echinodermata, Echinoidea, Temnopleuroida, Toxopneustidae. The transcript has 9 exons. The record is from RefSeq and is a predicted model, not a curated record. The coding region runs from base 181 to 1737 and encodes 518 amino acids.
UAGGCUUAGACCCCUUUUGUUUUGGGUACUUCGACUUCUUACCUCGUGCAUGCAAGUAACAGGGGUGUAACAUAGUAUUGUUCUGCAACACAGAACUUGCGGCCAUUUCCUUCUGUAUGAUCCAUUAUUAUCGUUCUUUGGAGUCUUGUGAAUGUUUUUUCCUGAAUAAAUUGCUUCAUCAUGGCUGAGAUGAAGGUAUGGACAGUGUUACUGGUCCUGAUCUCUUUUCAUGGAAACUCCGACAGUCAAACUGAUAUGUUUACCAUGAUCAUGACGACGGAUAUGGGUACACCACCGCCAACAAAUAGCACCCCACCUCCCCCUCCCCCGCCAUCAAUUACACCACCCCCACCACGAACUUCAACACCAGACCCUCCAAUCACAACACCAACCCCACCUCCCCCACCAACAAUCACCCCACCCCCACCACCACCAUCUUCUACACCAGAACCUCCUGUUACAAGAACCCCGCCACCACCCCCUCCCCCAUCCCCACCUCCACCCCCACCAUCAUCUACCAUUCCCCCUUCGACCACUCCUAGUCCUACCACAAUGACCACACCCACUAGGAUGAGUCUCACUACCACCGUUGCCAUGACUACUCAACCAAUCGAAAGAACUCUGCAGACCACUCGACAGAGGACCGAACCUCCUGCGUCCGUCGAACCAAACCCUGUCGCUGAAUCACUUGGAAAGAUUGGUGUCUUGUUAGCCACAUCGCUAGAUGAGUUUAACAGAGCCCAAUUCAAGGAGGUUAUAGCACGGGAAGUCAACAACUAUUGUUCCGAAUUCACAGGUCAAUGUCUUGGGGAAGGAAAAACUGUAAGUGCCAUAAAUGUGGUGAUUGUCAAUGCCGAACCGUAUGAAGUUCAGGUAAAUGACGCUAGACGGAGACUCCUCCAGGAGCAGGAGAUCCUGGUGGAGUACUAUGUGCAGGAUCCGGUCUUAUCUACCAACGUCAUGAUGACAACAGAGCAACAACGAUCCUUCCUCGCUAAUGAUGACGUCGACGACGCCUUAAAGACCGACAUCACUGGUUACACUGGUAUCGCACCUGUUUAUGCCGAUCCAGUGGAUGAUGAGGGACUAGAAGGUUGGGAGAUAGCUCUCAUUGUUAUAGGAUCAGGGGCUGCAGCUGGACUCGUGGUUGGCGGUAUAUACUACCUCAAUUAUACCAAAAAAUCCAAGAGCGAUGAGUUAGAUGUGGAACUACAGGAGAAGAAAUCAAAUCUGACGGAACAGCAGACUGGAAAUGAUUAUUCUACGGUUGUAACCACGAAUGGUUUGGACCAACCAAAGAAAGAAACCAAGAAAAAACCUCCCGUGGACGAAGCUAACGUUGCUACACAGGUGAAAUACAAAGAUAUACUGAUUGAAACAGGGUAUGAAGCAGUAGAAGGGAACACUCCAAAGGAAGCUAAUAAGAUUGACGAAAGACCAAACGGAGGAACAUCAGUGGUAGUGACUGCUGAGAUUUCAUCAUCCUCUUCCGGCUCUUCCACUCCAUCGGACACUGAGCAAGAUGCUACGGCGGAAGAUAAGCAAGAGAUCCCACCAGACUAUGAGCCACCACCACCCAUAGCUAAUGAUAAGGACAAUGAGGAUCAACUUGCCAAGAAAGAAGAAGACGAGGCAGUGAAUGAGUUAGACAAGCUCAUCGAUUCUCAAGCGCAGGAGCUAACAGUCAACUCCGUAGAGUUUCAGAAUCCAGGGUUUGAUGCAUCUCCCGAAAACUGAAUGGAGUGACUUCAUAAUUGAAUACAAGGGCAUAUCUUCCUCUCAGCAGUGAUCAUACAUGAUUUUUGCAAGAAUGUAAGAAGGAGUUUUUUAGGCGUUAGCAUUCUGCGAUAGACGCUAGAAAAAAAAUCAACUUUAAAAGAA